Aspergillus saccharolyticus JOP 1030-1 is the source of this 4047-nucleotide messenger RNA. RefSeq names its product GTPase-activating protein LRG1. The record is from RefSeq and is a predicted model, not a curated record. Lineage: Eukaryota; Fungi; Ascomycota; Eurotiomycetes; Eurotiales; Aspergillaceae. The coding region runs from base 219 to 3866 and encodes 1215 amino acids. The transcript has 6 exons. Gene Ontology annotation, cellular component: cytoplasm. Gene Ontology annotation, biological process: actin cytoskeleton organization; signal transduction.
AACAGUAUCUACUUCAGAGCGAUCUUGACGAUUAGUGCCUUUGCAGCAAAUAGAUAAUACGCCCAUCACCCUGUGGUUUCCCACCCCCUCCCGUGACUUAACUGCUUCUACUCCACCAUAGCGGCCGUGCCGUCUACCUCGAGAUAGUCCACAACGCUCGACUGCGGAUUCUCAUUUGUUCAAUCAAUUCAAAUCAACAGGCAUAGUUCUCGACGAACAUGCCUCCCGGCGACGUUCCUUUGCCGGACAGCCUCGUGCCGGGCAACGGGGCUGUCCGCCCUAAGCUCAAUACCAGUGGAUAUGGCGGUGGUAGUUUUCAGUCGCAAACUCCGACAUCUCCUGCAGACAGUAACAUUGCCUUUGACUCGCCUCGCACAAGGACAGGAGGAUGGAACGGGUCCAACAACAGCCCGGUCGAUGGAGCACAGAACCCAGACGGUCGAAUGAGCCGGCGUUUGGAGUCCGGUCACCCUGGCUCUCGAGAUCCGUCCACUCCACGAGAUCGUAAUGGCUAUUACGAUAGACCAACACCACGAGAGAGAUCCCGCCCCAAUGGUCGACCACCCACAAAGUCCCCUGGCAGCUCGUCGCGUAUUUGCAAAAAGUGCGGGGAACCGCUCACGGGCCAAUUCGUACGCGCUCUGCUUGCAACAUACCAUCUUGAGUGUUUCAAAUGUGAGGACUGUGGUCAAAUAGUGGCAUCUAAGUUCUUUCCUGUGGAUGCUGAAGAUGGCAACGGGCAAUACCCCCUAUGCGAGACGGACUACUUUCGGCGUCUCGACCUUCUCUGUCACGAAUGCGGUGGUGCUCUUCGUGGUUCAUAUAUUACGGCAUUGGAACGCAAGUAUCACAUCGAGCACUUCACAUGUUCUGUCUGCCCCACUGUGUUUGGCGCGCAAGACUCCUACUAUGAACACGAGGGUAAAGUGUACUGCCAUUUCCACUAUUCGACACAAUUCGCUCAGCGCUGUCACGGAUGUCACACGGCAAUCCUCAAGCAAUUCGUCGAAAUCUUUCGAAAUGGUCAGAAUCAGCAUUGGCACCCUGAAUGUUAUAUGAUCCACAAAUUCUGGAACGUGCGACUAUCCCCGACCGGGCAAGUCCUGGAGUCGCCUGAAGCGGAUCUAGACGCCACUGACGAGGAACGUAACAGAGUACGAGAAGAGGAAGAUGUCAUGGAGGAGAAGGUCUACAGGAUAUGGAGCAUACUGUCCAGUUUUGAGGAAUCAUCUGCUGCAUGCAUUUCGGAUAUGCUUCUUCAUGUCAGCAAUGGCACCUAUGUUGAUGGCGUAUUUGUUGCCAAGAAGUUCAUCGGGCACGUUGAUGUCCUCUUUUCUGCCAUUGACCAGCUUGCCACCAACAUCAAGACUCAAGGCAUGAAAGACUUGGCUUAUGGGCGUGAGGCAAAACUUCUGUGUAAGAAGAUCGUUGCUUUCUUUGCAUUACUCUCGAAGACUCAGGAGGCUGGCGUGCGUAAACUGGGCGUCACGCAGGAACUUCUCUCAUUGGUCACUGGACUUGCUCAUUACCUCAAGCUUCUUAUUCGUAUCGGACUACAGGGGGCCCUUAAACUUGAGAGAGAAAAGCAAACACCUGAAGGUCUUCACCAUUUUCUCGACCACUUGGGAGAUCUAGAAGCACUCAGGCCUCUCGACGAAGAGGAAACCACUGCAGACUUGAUGGUUGGUGUAGACGUCCUCGCUGAUCAGCUAUCUGACUGUUGUGCAUCUUGCAAAGAACCGAUUGACGAUGAAUGUGUCAUGCUGGGCGAUCACAGGUGGCAUAUGAAGCCGCCACACUUCUCGUGUACAUCUUGUCAGAAGGAUCUAACGAGCACCAUUCAAGACUCGUUGUACAAUUCGAAGGAAAAGCGGGCUUAUUGCAACGACUGCGUCACCAAGAAUGGACUGAACCAGGAGACCCAAGGAGGCUUUGUUCAUGUGACUAAACUCCAGCAGUUUAUCUUCCUUUUGAGAGUUGCUCUUGCGCGACUCUUGGCCGUCCUACGAGCUGGAGGAACAUUCUCUGACGAUCUAGGUCCACAAAGCGGCGGCGAUAAUGGUCGAAUUCCACCCGGGGGUGAAAUGCGCAGGUCAGGCACAAGAGCGAAAUCCUAUGCAAAUGCUCUCAAAGAUAACCCCGAAGGUUCAUCGCUCGAACAGACAGUUGGCGAAAUGCGACGUCUGCGAUCAAUCCGAAACGAGCGUACUCUGUCGACAACCUACAGGAAGGCUCGAGCGUCUAGAAUAAUCGAUGGGCCCGAAGGUCGAAGCGUGCGGCCAGGGUCAUCCGGUGGCGAAGCCUCGGAUCCACGGGGCCAUGGAUUUCAGAUUGUAGAGGAAAAAGAUGCCAACGGAGAGACGGUCACUGAGCUGACGUUUGGCAAUCAGGACGCAUUGACUUUGGAUGAUAUUCCCAGAAUCGUUGCGGCUGAGCAAGCCAAGGAACAGCGGCCUAAUGCUUACAAGCAUGCCGGCACCAAGCUUGUUGGCACCACCGAGCCUCUUCCGAAGUAUAAUUAUGGCCAUCAGCGUGGCGUUUCGGGUGCAGGCUUAGAGCAGCAUCUGAUGGAGCAGGCAGGGCGGACCAAGAAGUACUUCUCCGAACUUUCUGCCCUGGAGUACUUCAUUGUUCGACACGUUGCGGUCCUGUCCAUGGAGCCAUUGCUUGACGGGAGCUUCACUCUGGAAGAGCUUCUUUCGCUGAUCGAGUCACGCAAACCCACUAUCUGGAAUAUCUUUGGCCGCGCUUUCAAUAAAGAGGCCAAGAAAGGUGGGAAGAAGAAGGGUGUCUUCGGCGUCAGUCUUGACUUCCUUGUCGAGAAAGAAGGUACCGAGUCUAGUCACGGUGUUGGCCCUGGAGCGCUUCGCAUUCCUGCUCUCGUUGAUGAUGCCGUCUCCGCGAUGCGUCAAAUGGACAUGUCUGUAGAGGGUGUCUUCCGAAAGAAUGGCAACAUCAGGCGCCUGAAGGAACUUACCGAAAUGAUUGAUAACAGGUAUGAGCAGGUAGAUCUCACAAAGGAGAACCCGGUCCAGAUUGCGGCCCUUCUCAAGAAGUUCCUUCGUGAGAUGCCAGAUCCACUCAUGACUUUCAAGCUGCAUCGCUUAUUUGUGGUAUCUCAGAAGAUCUCCGACCCUGAGAAACAAAAGCGGCUCUUACAUCUCACCUGUUGCUUGCUGCCCAAGGCUCAUCGUGAUACCAUGGAAGUUCUGUUCGCGUUUCUCAACUGGACUUCUUCUUUUUCGCAUGUCGAUGAGGAAUCUGGGAGCAAGAUGGACAUUCAUAACUUGGCAACCGUGAUCACUCCGAAUAUCCUUUAUCCUAACACCAAAGCAAGCACCGUAGACGAAAGUUUCCUGGCAAUCGAGGCUGUCAACUGUCUGAUAACCUACAAUGAUACUAUGUGCGAGAUUCCGGAAGAUCUGCAAUCGGUGCUCAGCGACCCAACCUUCUUCAAGGAGAACAGCGAAGUGACCACCAAGGACAUUCUGAGGCGGUACGGUGAUAUCGCACGGGGUAGUUUCUCUCAGAAGCCUAUCAAUGGCGGUGAAACUGUGACAAUUACGAAUUCUACCCGCGGAGCAAACAUUCCUACCUCUGCACGCAUUGAGACGGACGUCUCCCAAGAUGCAGCUUGGCAGGCACAGAGCUCAGUUCGCCAUGUUCAAAGCCCUGGAGGACUUGGCCACUCCACAAACACCACUUCGACGACUGGGCUGGACCUCGGGCCUGGAUCGGCAACUGAUUACCGUGAGCGAAGCACGAGUAAUAGCAGCCAGCAAAACCCUAUUCAACCUGAUGGACAAGGCCAGCAGUUGCCUUACCGGCCUCGUCCAGGCGCAGGGCCUAUGGGCGUUGCUGGCUAGACGACAGCUGGCCUUUAUCUUCGGCGGUGACAAAACAUCGUCGCUUUUCUGCAUAGUCUCAAAGAUAUUUCUCUGAUACAUUAAUCGCCGAUAUCUCGUUUGAGCUCCAAAGAAUGCUCUUGGCGUAUGACUGGGCCGUUCAGCGUUCCUUCGAAAUAACAUGGUUGGAUGGAGUUUCUUU